CACCUUUUUUGUCUGCAAACAACACAUGGGGGUGGUGGUUGUUUAACAUGUCAAUUGUCAAGGAUCUAAGAGUUCAUAGUUCUUCAACAAAGUAGUAGUAUAAGAAGUAGAACAAUGAGGUUGAAUGCUGAAAGUUGUGUAUUUCGGUUUGUGGUGCUGUUCUUCACCUGUAUGCUAACAUUUGGGUCAUACUUUUGCUUUGAUAUGCCCAGUGUACUACAGUCCACAUUCCAAGGAAAUAUCUGCAUAAAUGGUACAUCAGGCAACAAUUCAUCUGGCAAUAGUAGUAGUAAUGCAACGUGUUGUGAAGAUUGCCUGGGGAUGUCCGCAGAUGACUACAAUCUACUGUAUGCUAUAUAUGCUUGGACCAAUGCAGUUGUGGUGAUUGGUGCAGGAUUUUUCAUUGACAAAGUAGGGAACAGAAUUGGUGUAUUUGUUUUCUCAUUCCUCUGUGUGGUUGGUUCAUCUACAUUUGCUGUGGGUGCCAUGUUUAAGGGUUCAGGUGCUAUGCUGCCUCUUAUGCUAAUUGGGCGACUCAUAUUCGGUUCUGGCAAUGGUUCAUUAACAAUUGUACAGAACAGGAUCAUAGCAUUCUGGUUUAAGGAUAAAGAACUUGCAUUAGCAUUUGGCUUUUCUUUAGCAUUUUCCCGUCUAGGGAGUGUCCUCAACUUCUUGGUGACAGAAAAUAUAGUGAGCAGUAUAGGUUUGCCAUGGACCCUGUGGGGAGGAGCAAUGCUGUGUGGCUUUGGCUUUAUAUCAGCCAUCAUUGUUGGACUGUUGGAUGUCUAUGGCACUAGGCAGUUAGGAACGGAUUCCACUAUUAAAGAAAACUCCAAGAAAAUGAGAUUCUCAGACAUCCGUUACUUUUCCCUCUCAUUUUGGUUGCUCAGCCUGACAAUCAUGUUCUUCUACAAUGGAGUCUUCCCAUUUGUUGCAGAUGCAAGCAAGUUUAUACAUGAUAAGUACAAGUAUGAUCCUAAAGUGUCUGCAUAUUUAGCUGGUGCUGUUUACGAUGUCUCUAUGGUUCUGUCACCUUUCCUUGGGGGAAUUAUUGACAAAUUUGGCAAGAGAGGCUACCUUGCAAUCGUCUGUGCAUUGGCCUCUAUUCCUGUGUUUGGUAUAUUGGCCUUUACCACUGUAUAUCCUCUAGUCGCAACCCUAUGGUUUGGUAUCACAUACUCUCUAGCAGCGGCAAGUCUAUGGCCCUCUAUCCCCCUGGUGGUACCCCAGGCAACUAUUGGUACUGCCAUGGGCCUGACCACCUCUAUGCAGAUGAUAGGCAUUGGAAUAUGUAAUGUUGUUGUUGGAACAAUCCUAGGCAAAAAUAAAAAUCUCUCAAGGGAAGACACACUGCUGCGCUGGAAAUAUGUAAUGAUAUUCCUCCUGGCAAACAUCAUUGUUUGUGUCACUACUGCUGUUGCACUCAAUUUAAAUGAUAAACGCAAGGGAGGCAUUCUAAACAGAAGUUUGAAGGAGAAACGCCUUCAGCAAAGACUUGAUGCUGAAUCUAAAGAUGAGGAUGAUGAGAGAAAACCAUUGUUGGAGGAUGAUAACCAAACCAGACGCCGUACCACUAUUAAUUAAUCCCUGACCUCUGGAACUGAGAUAAUUAUCUGGAAACGGUCUGAAUAUUAUUAAAAGUAUGGUACCUCAUCAUAUAGGACCAUGGGCUUUUAAGUGGCUCUAUCACAUAAGUAAAUAUUGAUGAUGUAUACUAAUGGCAGAACCUUAUUUUGCAAUCACUAAAGAUGUGAUCCAUUGGCUUAUUUGUAGUUUACAGGUUAAACAUUGUUGGUCAUAAAGUGGCGGAAACAUCCAUCAAAUGGACCAGGACUUCUAUUUUGCAACUAAAAGACCUGGUCCAUUCGAUGGAUAAUGAAAGAUAAUCCAGAUUAUCAGAUUAUCCAAAUGUUUCAAAGCCAUUCUAUUAUGAUCUCACAGUUCUGCACAAAUAGAGAGAUAAAGUUUUCAUAUUAUAUUAUAGCUGAUCUAGUAUAUGCUUAGGGUUUUUAAAUAGCAUAAUAUCUGAAACAAAGUCAGAUAAUGUUAAAGUAGAAAAUGUCAACAAUUUUAUUGUGUAAUAAUAUUUGAUUAGAUAUACAGUAUAACUAGAAUUUAUGUUCUAAAAAGAUCAGACUGUGGGCCUCUGUCAAAAUGUAUUCAAGUCAUGCACCCUAUUUUAUAGGCUGCUCUCAGAUGCUUUUUAAAAGUCAAUUUUUUUAUGUUUUUCACAAUUUUUAUGUCAUCCCUAAGAUGUUGUUAUGACAUUGUUAUAGCUAAAGUCAUCAUUUUCUUGAUCUUCAAUUUUAACUUAGUCAAACUGUCAACUAGUAUUUCAGUUUUCAAAAAUUAUAUUUUUUAUGAGAAAUUGUGCAAUUCCUUUUUGGAACAUAUGAGGAGGCCAAGAAGGCAUGAGCCUAAAAUUUUAAUUUUGAAUGUUAAUUUUUUGCUCACAUGUCUAUAAUGAGCUAUUGUUAUCGCCCACUUGUCUGUCUGUCCGUCCAAUUAAAAUGGUUUCACUUCUAAAAUGUAUCUAUAUAAGGUUGUUUCAAAAUGGCAGCCAUUUUUCUUGUGAAAAAUCAGGUUUCCUGGUAUUUUUUGGUCAUAACUCACCAAAUGUUUCACCAAUUUGCUUGAAAUUGUACAAGUACAUGUACCUUAAUUAAUAGGUUAUCAAUAACACCUACAAGUUUUGGCAAAAUAAGUCAGAUAGACGAAUGGCCACCAUUUUUAUUGCGGAAAAAUCAGAUUUCAGCUUGUUUUUGGACAUAAAUCUACAAGUAUUCCAUCAAUUUCCCUGGAAUUGUACUCAAAUAUUCAAAAUGCCCUUCUAUUGCGAAAAAGUCAGGGUUUCAGCUCUUUUUUGGUAAGCUCCAAAAGUAUUUGGCCGCUGCUUUUAUUGUGGAGAAAUGAGGUUUUCAGCUCCUUUUUGGUCAUAAUUAAACAAGUAUUCCAUCACUUGAAUUGUACAGCUAAAUAUUCUUAGCUCCUACUGUUAAACAUGCAUAUACAUGUAUUGAAAUCUUCCCAUGUGAGCCCAGUACCCAUGGU
Messenger RNA from Owenia fusiformis, 3051 nucleotides. The record is from the annotation of a GenBank genome assembly. Lineage: Eukaryota; Metazoa; Annelida; Polychaeta; Sabellida; Oweniidae.